AACCUGCCUUCAUUUGUGCAAGUUGACCAAGCGUGAUGCAAUACCAAUACGAUAAUCUAAAAAGAAAAAAUACGAUAAUUGUAGUACAUAAAAGUGUUUCUUCACCGAGUAAUGUAAUCGUCGCGUCACCUUUCUACGCAAAAGUGGACUAACGUAUCUGCCAUGAUAGCUCAUCGUGUAGCUGAGGGCAGCGUUGAAACCGGACCAACAUGGCCGCCAGGGCGGCUCAUUCUGGACGGGAGCAGGUGAAGCCGGACCACCUUGUCCACCAUUGUGGCUCCAAGUGCAGCAGAGUGCAACCUUCAAACUGGAUCAAGAUGGCCGUCGUAGCGGCAGCAGUGAUACUGGACCAUCGUGUUUAGCAUUAUGGCUCAUGGUACACCAAUAGAAGUGGUUGCCAAUAAUAAUAAUAAUAAUUAUUAUUAUUAUUAUAAUAAAUAAUAAUCACAAUAAUGCAUUAUUCAAUUAAACAUUUGUUUUAAGGAACUUUGUAUUUUAUAAACGGAAAAUUUUGACUUAAUUUGGCUAUUAUAAAGUGCAACAAAAGGUAACAGCUGACGAGCGACACAGAAUCAUAAUGGAGGCGAAUAUGAUCAUUAUUUUAAUCUGGUAUAUGUUAUGUUUCAAGCGAUUGACGACACAAAUCUGUCACCCGCAUAAUUUGAACAUAAACGUGGAUGUCACUAAAGUUGCUCAAAAAGCCGGCGUGGCUAACAGCGCGCAAGCGGCUAGCACCUUCACCACCAGCUAACUGUCACCUCAAAUUUAGUCGGUUCGUUUUUAACUUUGCUGAUUUGUCAACCAAAAUGAAGACAAAGCGAGCUUUGGGGGGGUUAAUGGCGUGUUCAAGCGCACUAGCUCUACAUCCUGGUCGGAGCUGUAAUCCGAAUCAAAUUUUUAUAUUCAAAUGGGGAAUCUUUCAACCUAAAGGUCGGGUGACAUAACAAAGCGCUUUGAUGACUUUUAAGAAGCUUUUGGGAUCAGUUUGUCCUACACGUCUGUGGGUGGACGUCCACGCAUCUCUCCAAGCAAGUCUAGAAGGAGUUUCUCGCUCUCCACGGGGUCGAGGAGGAACCUUGAUGAGAGUACAGCUGGAGAUUUUAAGUGCCUGACGGUCAGGAGUGAACAGCAUGGAGCAGUUUCAGACGCUCCCCACCGACGAGGAUGUCAAAUGGGACAAGCUGCUGGACAACAUCAUGAAGUCAGCCGACGUCAUCCUGUGGGGCACCUCAUCGGCCAACACCCCGCUGCCGCUGCCACUGCCGCCCCCACCCUCCCCUCCAUCCCCAAAAGAAGAGGCCCGUCCGCUGGCCAUUGCAACUGCGGCGAGCGAGCACAAAGGGGCGACAGAUUUGCUGCCCCUGGCAAGCGGUCAAGAUCACAUGGAGCUGCUGAUGGAGGGCCAGCCCCUGGAUGUAGACGAUGAACUCUCCAACGUUCUGGAUGACUUUUGGUUGCCCGACUACUUGGGCGGCCAACCGGGCUCCAUCAACAUCCAAGACCAGGAUGACAACGUCGCGGUGAUGCCAGUGCACGACGGCAUGAACCAGCCUCUUCUUGGAAGGCUUAAUGGCGAGAUGAUGUGUGGGGCCUCCUCGUCAUCUGACACCAUUGAACCUCCAACAGAAGCAUCACAGACCAUGUGUAGUAGCAGCAAAAGCCAAUGUUACGGCCAGCAGGAAGCCAACCGGCCGUACGUCAAGAAGCCGCCCAACGCUUUCAUGCUCUUUCGCAAAGAGCAGAGUCCCAACGUCGUCGCCCAGUUCAACAUCACCAACUCGGCGGCAGUCAAUAAAAUCCUGGGCAGGAUGUGGAAGUCGCUGCCCAAAAAGCUGCAAGCCAAGUAUUACCAGCAAGCUGAAGAGCACAAAAUCCUCCACAGUCUGCAGCAUCCUGACUGGUCCUGCACAGAAAACUAUGGCAAAAAGAGGAAACGCGAUCGCAGCAGGCACAGCACCAGCGGCCCAAGGUCACUAGAGGACGGCGCGGCGACGGCGGAACAGUGCUGCGGCGGCAUGGGCCACGCCCCCGGCGAGGAUGCGCUGUGUCACUACCACAAGAGCGUCGUUGGGGAGACGCACACAUACGCGCACACGCAUGGCUGCUGACCUCAUCACGGAUUGGGCUCGCGCUCCCCCCGGCUGUAAAGUGAGGACUCACGCCGUAGUUCAGGAGGAGGACACUCAGGUGCAGGACGCAUUCGUGAGUGGCGUCGGAAAGUGAGACAACGGUGAUGGACACCAUGAUGUCUUUGCUGCCGAGAAGAUCAACAUGGCAGCAUCUGCGGGAAGAAAAGGAAUGAAUAAAUAUUUUCCAAUACA
Molecule: messenger RNA, 2321 nt
Organism: Hippocampus comes (tiger tail seahorse)
Lineage: Eukaryota; Metazoa; Chordata; Actinopteri; Syngnathiformes; Syngnathidae
Product: protein pop-1-like
Exons: 9
Coding region: 1131-2108 (325 amino acids)
Biological process (GO): regulation of transcription by RNA polymerase II; canonical Wnt signaling pathway
Cellular component (GO): beta-catenin-TCF complex; chromatin
Molecular function (GO): DNA-binding transcription factor activity, RNA polymerase II-specific; RNA polymerase II cis-regulatory region sequence-specific DNA binding
Source: RefSeq, a predicted model, not a curated record